CCCAGAGAGAGAAUGAGACAGAUAAAAUGUUAGGUUAAGGGAAACAAAUGACAGAAACUUUCUUUCUUUCUUUUUUUUUUGGGUAGGUACAAACGACGGAAACUUAUGGAAGAUUAUAAGUUGAUGGUCUUGGCCUUUUUGUUUAUGUGUGUACUUUCAAAUAUUAUAUAAAGUCCCAACACCAGCAUCAACAUCAAUACCUUAUAUUCCUUCGAUUAUCCAUUCCAUUAGUGUAUUUCUAAAAUUUUUGUGGCAACUCAAGUAACUGGCGACACCGACGUUUAUUCUUCAUUCAUUCACUGAUGGAAGUGCAAAAUUCAGAACAUCCACAUAUAAUUGAGGUAUCUAGAGAUGCGUCAGCCGUAGAAGGACACCUUGCUGGGAGUAAGUUUUGUGGAACAGCACCAUGUUGGUUUUCUGAUGCAAAGACUUCUUCCAAAGAAGCAAAGGAGCGUUCUGCAUCCACAUGGAAACUUUUGAUAGCAGUUGUGCUCUGCAUCAUCUUUAUGAGUGUAGAAGUUGUUGGAGGUAUUAAAGCCAACAGUCUUGCUAUAUUAACUGAUGCAGCUCAUCUCUUGUCAGAUGUUGCAGCAUUUGCCAUUUCACUGUUCUCGCUAUGGGCAUCAGGAUGGGAGGCAAAUCCACGUCAGUCUUAUGGUUUCUUCAGAAUUGAGAUACUCGGUGCUCUGGUUUCAAUCCAAUUGAUAUGGCUUCUUACUGGAAUCAUUGUAUACGAAGCCAUUGCUAGACUUAUUUAUGAGACCGGUGAAGUUAAAGGAUUUCUUAUGUUUGUUGUUUCCGCAUUUGGUUUAGUUGUUAAUAUAGCCAUGGCAAUCUUGCUGGGUCAUGAUCAUGGACACGGUCACGGGCAAGGACACAGUCAUGGCCAUGGUCACAGACAUGGACAUGGUGGAGAUGAUCAUAGGCAUGAAGAUCAUGAUCCUACACAUAAAGGGCAUAAGGAGACACUUGGCAUUGGACUAGGUAUAGGUACACAUGAUCAUAAUGUGGAAGCAGAUCACACCAAGCCUUUGCUUAGCACUAGUAAUUCUGAAGGUAAGAAGAAACUGAAGGGUGGACCAAAACAGAAGAAGCAACGAAACAUCAAUGUACAAGGGGCUUACCUUCAUGUACUUGGGGAUUCCAUUCAGAGUGUUGGUGUAAUGAUUGGUGGGGCAAUCAUAUGGUACAAGCCUGAGUGGAAGAUUAUUGAUUUGAUAUGCACCCUCAUAUUCUCAGCUAUUGUGUUGAGCACAACAAUUAGAAUGUUACGAAACAUUUUGGAUGUUCUGAUGGAGAGCACGCCUAGAGAGAUUGAUGCCACUAGACUUGAGAAGGGGCUGUGUGAGAUGGAUGAGGUUGUUGCCAUCCAUGAAUUGCACAUUUGGGCAAUAACAGUUGGGAAAGUGUUACUGGCGUGCCAUGUCAAAAUAAAGCCUGAUGCUGAUGCUGACUUGGUUCUAGACAAGGUUAUUGAGUAUAUUAGGCGAGAAUACAACAUCAGCCAUGUGACUAUUCAGAUAGAGCGUCAGUAGGCAGUAUUUCCUGGGAGAGAUGACUGGGUAUAUGGAGGUAUUUUGCUUGGUGCGCUGGGUGUCAGUUUGAACUUUUACAAUUCUUUUACUCAGUUUAAUGAUCAAUUCAACUAUGUAUUUGGCUGGUUUAUUUUCCUAUAGUAUACAUAAAGGUUGGGUUGACUGUUGAGGGAUAAUUUUCUUAUGCGUUGCAUCAAUUAUUGCUUUCUUCAGUCUACCUUUUUUCUGUUA
Molecule: messenger RNA, 1766 nt
Organism: Mangifera indica (mango)
Lineage: Eukaryota; Viridiplantae; Streptophyta; Magnoliopsida; Sapindales; Anacardiaceae
Product: metal tolerance protein 1-like
Exons: 2
Coding region: 303-1535 (410 amino acids)
Biological process (GO): zinc ion transmembrane transport
Cellular component (GO): vacuole; plasma membrane
Molecular function (GO): zinc ion transmembrane transporter activity
Source: RefSeq, a predicted model, not a curated record